CUUGCAUAAGCUUUUGCUUUCAAGAUGCCUCAGCCAAUCCUGUCUUGAGCUAAAAGCUUAUUUAAUACCCACUACUUUCUAAAUAAUGCAUGAUAUUGAUCUUCCUAAACAUGUAUAAAUUCCUGUAUACAGGGGUUUGAGAGGUGCAAUUCCUAGAAACAGAGUGAGACUCCAGCUUUGAGAGUAGCAAAACCACAGCUAGAAGACAUUGCAAAGAUCAGCUUUGGGAGGAAAAAUCCUGCAAGAUGUUUACACACAACAAACUGAAGAUCUUUAUAAUGUUUCUGAGCUUUGCCAUCUACAUAAUCAUGGUGGUGUUUAAUGUUGGAGCCGGUACGGGACUCUUCAAAGGUAUAUUCCACAAUAGCGUCGGAAACAUCUCAAACAAAUACAACACGGGCUUCACACCGGCUGGUGGGACCUUCCUCAUUUGGAAUGUCAUCUUCCUCUGGCAGUUUGCUUGGCUGAUUUAUGCACUCUCAGGAAUCUGCAGAAGGAAUGAACUUGGAUGGGUCUAUAUGAAGCCAGAUUUACUGCCGAUAUCCUUUUAUCUGGUGUGGAUACUGAACAACAUCCUUAUUGUUGGAUGGCUCUUCCUGUGGGACCGAGAGUACCUCAUCCCAGCCUUGGUUUUCCUGGCAGCCCUUACUUUGGCCAGUUACCUUUGUCUCUUCAUUUCACACCGAUCCUUGAGUAUUCAUGCUGCUUGGUUCCUAAAGUGUCACAAAGUAGAUCUGUGGCUCAUCCGCAUUCUGGUCCAAAAUGGGAUUGCACUGUAUGCGACGUGGACUACCAUAGCUACCCUGCUGAAUUUUACUGUCGUGCUGGUCUAUGAGGGAAACGUGUCCAAUAAGACUGCAACUACCAUCUCUCUGUGCAUCCUUGCCAUUAAACUACUCAUAUGGUUUUAUGUUGAAAAUUUCCUGCUGGACAAGUAUGUGCGUUAUAACCUCACCAUUUACCCAGUGGUCAUUAUAGCCCUGAUUGGCAGCGUGUGUAAGAACUAUAGCCCUUCACCUCCAAACACCAACAGCAUUUUUCUAGUUGUGCUACUGGUGGCGGCUUGUGUUAUCUUUGUCAUUCGGCUGGGAAUAGUCAUAUGGAGAUGUUGCAAACGGCCUCUAGAACUUCUGGAACUACCAUCGACUUCAGAGUCUACAGAGUGAAAGAGAAAUGGAGACCUUAUGGGGGAUGUUUUCAAAGGCACAAAUGGGAAUUGGGCACCUAGUGCUCACUGGUAUCCUCUCACAGUGCCCCUGCCCUAGUGCCUUUGCAACUCUCCUAUGGAAGAGUGAAUGCAACAAAGAGGAUAUUAAGGACAGUGCCAUGAUUGUAUAUGAGCAUUCAGUAGUCUCUCACUUUCUCCUUCUGCUCUGACCGAUCAUACUUUCCCCAGCACCUUUCACUGGAUCACUUUGUGCUUUGUUAAAGGGUAUUUUAACUCUGUACCAGAGGAAGAGACAAAAACAACUCUCGCAAAGGUACAGCCUCUAUGGUGACUGGCUUCUGGCACUUGGGCACAGACAGUCUGAAUAGGGCUCUCAACCAACAGGUGGCAGAUCUGCAUAUACAGAUCUAUGCAUAGUUUUACACUGAGGUUUUGGUUUCCCUUGAUAAAAUCAUGGCUCUAAUUAAGUUAUCAGCCAAUGGUGACAGAGGUGGGUAGCUGUGACAGGCCCAGGCCCCAGGGGCAGGCACAACAGCCCCUGGUGGCUGCACGGCUCUUGCCCCCUUCUGGCCCCUCAGGGUACCCUCCCCUUCCUCUCAUCUGCUAUGCCUGGAUGAGAUUAUUUGAUCAAGCACUAAGUGGGGCCCUUUUGGCCCUGCCCAUGCCCCAGGGCACCAGUUGUUUUAAUGGUUAUUCAUGGCCUCCUUCCACCCCUACAGACACACCCAGGCCUCACAGAUGUCACUUGGUUGCCAGUGACUCCCUUGUAUAGGCUUUGGCCUUCUUAGCCUUAGCCUACUGAUUACUCUGGCUGUAGACUGGUAGCCAAGGUCCAAUGCUUCUGGCCUGGCCUUUCAGUCUCAGCCCCUCGAUGGCCUCAGGACACCUGUGUUGCCCCCUUUGGGGUUAAGCUCUAGCCCUCUUGGCCUCAAGCUGCCUGUGCCUUGCACCCUGCCUCUUGCAGGGCUCAAAACCUAGCAUGUCCCUCAGGCACUCCUGUGCCUUCCUUUCCAUCCCUUGCAGCCACAUCCAGUCCUCCAGUAUAAAACCAAACCAAACCAAAAAAACCCCAUAAGCAGCAACUUCAAAUUCAUAGGCUCCCCUCUGCAUUAUCUGCCAUUAUACUGCCAAGCUACCUCCCUACUGUCUGGCUGUUUCAGCCCUGGGAGUACCAGGCAUGCUUGCAGUUCUCACUCCUCACCAGCCUGAGCUGGCAGGUGCUUCUCUCCCUGCACUGCCCCAGCGCCUUGGGGGCCCAGGUUUAUAUCCCCUGGUUCCUCCCCUUCCAGUUAGGUGAUCCGCUGCCCAGCCACAGGUGCCCCCCUCAGCCUCCAGGGCAGCUUACUGCUGCUACUGUGGCUACUAUAGCAGUGCCCUAGCUGCCCAAGCAGGGCUCUGCCUUACCAAACUAUUGCUGGGCAGCUAACCCUGCAAUAGGCACUUAUAACGUAUGGGUUCCCUGGCUGCCUACUCCCCUGCAUUCUUCCCCCAUGUGGGCACAUCCCUGCUGCUGCUUUUCCCUUAAAUAAUGGGAGUCCCUAGCUCCCUGUUAUAAUAUUGCCACACACUUGACCUGAUUUUGGUCAGGGUCAAGCACCCAGAAGUCCCACUGGAAUCAGUAGUUGCUUGCUUAACUCCUUUCAAAUUCAAGCUGCUCCUCCCCUUCCAACGUGGCACAAGAAGAGCUACUCUAACACUUGAGCUUUACUUUUGCAGUAUUGGUUUUAACAUUCUGCAUUCAGUGUGCUUGGAUUGUUAAAGCUACUUCAAAGAUUUUAAGCAUAGGCUUAUCCCAGGCUUAAAGUGAACGAACGUACCUCAGGCAAUGAGGGUCAUAUUCCCAGCUCUGCUAUGGCUUUGCCAAGUGAGUUUAGCUACAUGCAUUAACUAACAUCUUUGUGCCUUGGUUUUCUUCUGCCAGAAAAGGGACUAGAACACCUGGCCUGGUUGCUAUUAUUAGGGUCUGUAAAGCUGUUUGAGAUCCUUAGGUGGGUGGCACUGUAAGAGUCUUUGCAAGGCUGCACAAAGAUGAGAUCUAUUAACAUAACAUGUUCAUAACAACCAGUGCAAUCUGUGCAGUGAAAAUCCUAUUUCUUUUCUUUCAGAUCUUUUAAAUAAAGCCUGUAGUUGCCGGACUUUCCCAUUA
Messenger RNA from Alligator sinensis (Chinese alligator), 3314 nucleotides. RefSeq lists its product as uncharacterized. Lineage: Eukaryota; Metazoa; Chordata; Crocodylia; Alligatoridae. The record is from RefSeq and is a predicted model, not a curated record. The coding region runs from base 246 to 1166 and encodes 306 amino acids. The transcript is spliced from 9 exons.